Tachysurus vachellii is the source of this 3068-nucleotide messenger RNA. RefSeq names its product myotubularin related protein 9 (gene mtmr9). The record is from RefSeq and is a predicted model, not a curated record. Gene Ontology annotation, biological process: negative regulation of autophagy. The transcript is spliced from 11 exons. Bases 175 to 1824 code for a protein of 549 amino acids. NCBI's taxonomy places the organism in Eukaryota, Metazoa, Chordata, Actinopteri, Siluriformes, Bagridae.
CACUAGGCGGCGACAUAAACCUCACUAGGUCUGUGUUCUACUCAGUAAAACCCAGUACGGCAAAAUAAAAGGAAACCAGGAAAAAGGUGUCAGGUGGAUGAAACUGCAGCGCUCUCUGCUCCUCUAUGAGAGCUCAGCUGUUUUUGUCCCCUCACCAGACUUAAGCAACACAGAAUGGAGUUUGUGGAAUUGAUAAAGACCCCUCGGGUGGACAGUGUGGUCCUACACAGGCCCUUCCUACCCACUGUGGAGGGAACUCUGUGUUUAACAGGCCACCACCUCAUCCUGUCCUCACGGCAGGAUAACACGGAGGAGCUCUGGCUGCUCCAUGCCAACAUCGAUGCUAUUGAGAAGAGGUUCGUCGGCUCUCUCGGCUCAAUCAUCGUGAAAUGCAAGGACCUGAGGAUUAUUCAGUUGGACAUACCUGGCAUGGAGGAGUGCAUCAACAUUGCCAGCUCCGUUGAAGCGUUGUCCACCCUCGACUCGGUCUCCCUGAUGUAUCCGUUCUUCUACCGGCCCAUGUUUGAGGUCAUUGAUGACGGUUGGCGCUUGUUCUCACCAGAUGAGGCCUUCAAAGAUCUGGAGUCAAUGACAGAUGAGUGGAGACUUAGUGAAGUGAAUAAAGACUUCAUUGUUUGCCCCUCCUACCCUUCACUGGUGGCUGUCCCUAAGGAUAUAGAUGACGACACUCUGUGCAAAGCUGCUGCAUUUCGAUAUGGCGGACGCUUCCCGGUGCUCAGCUACUACCACAAGAAGAACGGCAUGGUGAUGAUGCGAGCAGGACAGCCUCUGACCGGCACAAACGGACGUCGCUGUAAGGAAGACGAGAAGUUGAUCAACGCUACGCUGCGUGCAGGGAAACGCGGCUACAUCAUCGACACCCGCACUCUUGCUGUAGCGCAGCAGGCUAAGACCCGGGGAGGCGGCUAUGAACAGGAGGCCAACUACCCACAGUGGAGGAGAAUCAACAAAGCUAUAGAGAGAUACAAUAUUCUACAAGAGAGCCUGAUAAAGCUGGUGGAGGCGUGUAACGACCACUCGAACAGCAUGGACCGCUGGCUUAGCAAACUGGAGGCCUCCAACUGGCAGAGCCAUGUUAAAGAGAUCCUCACCACUGCCUGCCUGGCUGCUCAGUGCAUCGACAGAGAGGGUGCUUCAGUGCUAGUGCAUGGGACCGAGGGCACGGACUCCACACUUCAGGUCACGUCUUUAGCCCAGGUCAUAUUGGAUCCGGGCUGCAGGACAGUCCGUGGCUUCCAGGCCCUUGUGGAGCGUGAGUGGCUGCAGGCAGGUCACCCGUUCCAGCAUCGCUGUGCCCAGUCUGCGUACUCUAACGGGAAACCGAGGAGUGAAGCGCCUGUGUUCUUGCUCUUCCUAGAUUGUGUGUGGCAGAUCCUGCGGCAGUUUCCUUGCUCCUUUGAAUUUAAUGAACUCUUUCUGGUCACGCUGUUUGAACACGCUUAUGCCUCUCAGUUUGGCACUUUUCUGGGAAACAGCGCUGCAGAGAGGGUGAAGUUGGAGCUCUGUCAAAAGACUGUGUCCCUGUGGUCAUGGAUGAACAGGCCUCAGGAGCUGGAACGCUUCCUUAACCCGCUCUACGAGGCCAACAGCCUUGUGAUCUGGCCAUCUGUAGCUCCGCAGAGUCUGCUGCUGUGGGAGGGUGUGUUCCUACGCUGGAAUCGCUCAACUAAGUGUCUGGACGAGGCUUAUGAGGAGAUGGUCCAUAUUAUUGAAUACAAUAAGGAGCUACAGAAUAAAGUGAACAGCCUCAGGAGGCAGCUCGCACAACUAGAAACCGAGGACACCCCACUUCAGAGUCCAUAGACGUGCACCUUGAGCUUACUGAGAAAUCUACACAGAGCUUUGGAGUUCCUAUUCAGCACUACUGAAAUUUAUUCUGACCCCUGCAUGCAUGUACACUUGCACACGUUCACACACACACACACACACACAACGUCUAAAAAUAAUCCAUCUGUGUGAUCUUUUUUUUCCCCCCCUAGUAGUUCUUGUUGGCCUUCAAGCCUUGUCAUUUCAGGUGCUUAUACACUUUCAGUAAAAGGCUAUGAUAAAUAUAUAUCGUUUAAAUAUACACACACUUAUGUUUGUGGCUGUUUAGCAACUUUCAUACACUAAUAGAAAUAUAUCAAAGUUUCGAAGCGGCCAGUUCUUUGACAUGUGGUUAAUAUCAGCAGCUGGACUAAAUCGUGCAAUUAUUUUUAAUUCUUUUCAUAUAAAUGGAGGUCUAUAAUGGUCAUUGUUUGCUCAGAAGAUGCUCUGAAAUUUUGUUGUAGAACAAUAGUGAAUAAUUUAGCACUGUAAAGAAAUCUAUUUUAUAAGGGAAAUAAUGCUCGCUUAAGUUUGGGAAGCAGGAACUGUACAAUAAAAAGUGACCCGUGGCUGAUGCACCUUUUGGUUCAAAGAGCCAUAGUGUCCUGAAGCAUAUACAUUGUAUAGCAGUAAUCAGUUAUCAAUUUAAAGUGCAAGUCCCUUUUGUCUGUACAGUAUUGUGUCUGAACAGUAGACCUUGCACAUUAAACAGCUUUUUAAUGUGGUGGCAGUGAAUAAUUUGUCUGUUCCGUUAGAUUAGAGAUAAUGGUUUAAAACCAGAUUUAAAAUACUAAACUGUUUUAGACAUUUCUGUCCUCACCACGUGUAUGAAGGACACAUCAUUUCUACAGUUUGGCCAUUUUGCUUCUGGACAGCAUAUUGACAGUUUUGUAUGUAUGCCACAAAGAGUGUCUGGAAGUCUUCCCAUGUCUUAUCUAACUUUAAGGGCAGAAUGUGAAAUGUGUCACGCUCUAUAUCUACAGUUUGGAUGCAGGCUUUUUGUGUUAUACCGUACAUGUUCACUGUUUACCCCAAACAUGCAUUUUCUGUCACAUGCAUUUUUUUUUUUAUCUUACUGUUAUAAAAGUCUUCAGUGCAAUGCUUUACUGAGAAAGUGAACAUGCUCUUUGUACCAUCAUAACUGUUGUUUUAUGUCGUAUUCUUUGGGCAUUAAAUGUUCUGUAGUCAGUUUAAUACAAAACAUGAGUAAAACAAACCUUUAAUAAAGUUAUAACAUGCUA